Messenger RNA from Cajanus cajan (pigeon pea), 2207 nucleotides. Its product is annotated as very-long-chain aldehyde decarbonylase CER1. Gene Ontology annotation, molecular function: oxidoreductase activity; iron ion binding. Gene Ontology annotation, biological process: lipid biosynthetic process. Lineage: Eukaryota; Viridiplantae; Streptophyta; Magnoliopsida; Fabales; Fabaceae. The record is from RefSeq and is a predicted model, not a curated record.
CCUUUCUCUGUUCUCUGCCACUAUAAAUAUAGUUACCUUCUCCAUUAUCCAAUACUCAAAUCUUCUCUUAUCCUAGGUUAGUGAAAGAUAUGGCGUCCAAACCUGGAUUACUGACUAAUUGGCCAUGGAAGCCUCUUGGGAAUUUCAAGUGGGUGAUUUUGACACCAUGGAUAGCACACAGCACUUACUCUUUCAUAGUGAAUGAUCCUAAGGACAAGGACCUUGGUUACUUCCUCAUCUUCCCAUAUAUGAUGCUGAGGAUGCUUCAUGACCAAAUUUGGAUCACUCUUUCUCGCCAUCGAACUGCUAAAGGAAAAAGCAGAAUCGUUGAUAAGACCAUUGAGUUCGAACAAGUUGAUCGUGAAAGCAAUUGGGAUGACCAGAUCUUGUUCAAUGGGAUAUUGUUUUAUAUAGGUCAGAUGUUAAUUCCAGAGGCCACUCAAUUGCCCUUGUGGAGAACAAAUGGUGUGAUUAUCACUGCUCUUUUACAUAUUGGACCAGUGGAGUUUCUUUAUUAUUGGUUACACAGAGCACUUCAUCAUCACUUCCUCUACUCUCGAUAUCAUUCUCACCAUCAUUCUUCCAUUGUCACAGAACCCAUUACUUCUGUGAUCCAUCCAUUUGCAGAACACAUAGCCUACUUUGUGCUAUUUGCAAUUCCACUGUAUACAACUGUGAUUACCAGAACAGCUUCUAUAGCAUCCUAUGCUGGUUAUCUUGCAUACAUUGAUUUCAUGAACAAUUUGGGUCAUUGCAAUUUUGAGUGUGUUCCAAAGGCUAUCUUCUCCAUCUUCCCCUUCCUAAAGUAUCUCAUGUAUACUCCAUCGUUCCAUUCCCUGCAUCAUACCCAAUUUCGGACAAAUUACUCACUCUUCAUGCCCAUUUAUGAUUACAUUUAUGGUACUAUGGACAAAACUACAGACACCACAUAUAAUAUAUCAUUGAAAAGAGAAGAAACUUCACCAGAUGUGGUACAUCUAACACACCUUACAACCCCAGAGUCUAUCUAUCAUCUAAGGUUGGGGUUUGCUUCCUUGGCCUCCAAACCCCAAUCUUCUGAAUGGUACCUCUAUUUGAUGUGGCCUUUCACUCUUUGGUCUGUUCUUGUGACUUGGUUUUAUGGCCAAACGUUUGUCUUAGAGAGGAAUGCUUUCAAAACACUCAAUUUGCAAUCAUGGGUUAUACCAAGGUUCCAUGUACAAUAUCUUUUCAAAUGGCAAAGGGAAACAUUGAACAAACUUAUAGAAGAAGCAAUACUUCAGGCUGAGUUGAGCAAAGUUAAGGUUUUAAGUCUAGGUCUUUCAAAUCAGGGAGAUUCACUCAAUAAAUAUGGUGAACUUUACUUGAAAAGAUACCCCGAACUUAAAAUAAAGAUCGUGGACGGCAGUAGCUUAGUUGUGGCCAUUGUUCUUAACAAUAUUCCCAAAGAAGCAAGCCAAGUGCUUCUUUGUGGCAAACCUAAUAAGAUUUCAUAUGCCAUUGUGAGUGCUUUAUGUGAAAGGGGUACAAAGGUUACAACUAUGUAUAAGGAUCAAUAUGACAAUCUUCAAUUAAGGCUCUCCACUAAGUCCAAAAAGAAUUUGGUUUUCCCAGGAUCCUAUACUGCAAAGAUAUGGCUAGUGGGAGACCAAUGUAACGAGGCUGAACAAAAGAAAGCACCAAAAGGAUCACUGUUCAUACCCAUUUCCCAAUUCCCUCCAAAGAAACUUCGCAAAGACUGCUUCUACCACAGCACACCAGCAAUGAUAGCUCCCCCUUCUUUAAUGAAUGUGGACUCUUGUGAGAACUGGCUUCCAAGAAGAGUGAUGAGUGCAUGGAGAGUCGCUGGAAUAUUGCAUGCCUUAGAAGGUUGGAACGUUAAUGAGUGCGGAAAUGUCAUGUUUAGCGUUGAGAAAAUAUGGCAAGCAAGUCUUCAGCAUGGGUUUAGGCCACUCAAGAUUAAUCCCCUUUCUUCAAUUCUAAAUUAAUUAGCAUUAUAUAAUUCUAUAUCAGUGUGUGUUUAUAUAUACAUAUGUCAACGGUUGAUCAACUACCUUAUGAUAUUUCCAAAUGAAAUAUGAAUUCUAUCAAACUAUAUAGCUUAUGUAACAUUAUGACAUACCAUAUAGCUUAUGUAAUAUUAUAGCAUACCUCUACAUUGUGUCUCAUGGUACAUGUUGUGUAAUAGAAAGUAUGUUUAAAUGGUGUAGAAAUGGUCCUUUCGAAAA